AUGGGAGAACCGCCCAUCUUCACGACCCGAGCGCAAGUCUUUCAGAUUGACCCCAGAACCAAGAUGAUCUGGGUGCCUCUGAGCCGACAGGCAGUGGCCGUUUCCUAUUUCUACGAUGCCACAAGGAACAGCUAUCGGAUCAUCAGUGUGGACGGAGACAGGGUGAUCAUACACAGCACGAUCACAACGAACAUGUCCUUCACCAAAACGUCGCAGAGGUUUGGGCAGUGGGCGGACCGCAAAGCCAACACAAUGUUUGGGCUGGGGUUUUCUUCUGAUCAGCAGCUGACGAAGUUUGCAGAGAAAUUCCAAGAGGUCAAAGAAGCUACCAAACUAGCCAGAGAAAAAUCCCGGGAGCAACUGGGGACCUCGAAUAAUCAUUCCCGAGCAUCCAGGGCGGAUGGGGCGGGCGAGGGAAUGGCCCCUCCCGCAGAUCCCGCCGACACCCGCCUCAAGGCGGAGGAGAAGCCGAAGGCUGCUGUGACUCCGAGUGCCGCGCAGCUGGGGAAGUGGGAGCUGGAGCUGCAGACCCUGCGCGACAGCAACGCGCAGCUGAGCUCGGCGCUGCAGGACUCGGCGGCCAGCGUGGAGCAGUGGAAGAAGCAGGUCUGCGCCUGCAGGGAGGAGAACGAGCGGCUGCGCCAGCGGAUCGAGGAGCUGGAAGAGCAGCGCCGCGAGACGGACGGGGAGCUGGAGGGCGCCACCCAGCUGAAGAGGACAAUUGAGGCGCUGGAGUACAAACUCCGGGCGAAGGAGACAGAGGUGAAAGAUCUCCGGGAACAAACCGAAGCCCUCCCUCAGCUCAGAUGGGAGUGUGACCGUGUCUCUGAGGAGCUGGGGGCAGCGGAGAGAGGCGAUCACAACUUGGAAGGCGAAGUGCGGUGCCUGAGGGUGGACCUUUCCAAGAGCAAGCGCAGGCGGCGUCCCCUGAGGUCUGACCUGAAGAGCUUCCUGAGCCGGCUGGACAGAAAGAUCGAUGACCUCCGUGAAAUCAGCCAAGGCCUCGCCGAGCUGGGCACCGACGAGGACUAG
Messenger RNA from Cavia porcellus (domestic guinea pig), 1032 nucleotides. RefSeq names its product homer protein homolog 2-like. NCBI's taxonomy places the organism in Eukaryota, Metazoa, Chordata, Mammalia, Rodentia, Caviidae. Gene Ontology annotation, molecular function: G protein-coupled glutamate receptor binding. Gene Ontology annotation, biological process: G protein-coupled glutamate receptor signaling pathway; regulation of store-operated calcium entry. The record is from RefSeq and is a predicted model, not a curated record. The coding region runs from base 1 to 1032 and encodes 343 amino acids. The transcript has a single exon. Gene Ontology annotation, cellular component: plasma membrane; postsynaptic density; cytoplasm.